CUUGCCGAGCACAUUAUACUGCGACUCAAGGAAGCGACUCCAUUCGAGGCUUGUUGUUAUUAUUCUGAGCUAACUGUCAAACAGAAAGCUAGUUAGCCGUCUAAAACCUAAUCGUCAAAAUGUCUUCAGACUUUGAAACCUACGAGCAGGACUUUGGAACAAUUACGGCGGAAGUAACCAACAAAAUCGGCAGAAUCCCCAAAUUAAGUGGAGAGGAGAAGACACAGCUGGUUCUAAAUGUCGACAAACAGCUUGAAGAAGUCAGAGAGUUGCUGGAGCAGAUGGACCUGGAGGUGCGAGAGAUCCCCAUCCAGAGCCGAGCCAUGUACAACAGCAGACUGAAAAGCUACAAGCAGGAGAUGGAGAAGCUCGAGAAGGACUUUAAAAGGUCACGCAUCGCCUACAGUGAUGAGGUGCGCAACGAGCUCCUGGGGGACGACGCCGGCUCCUCGGAGGGCCAGUUGAUAAAGUUACGUGAAGAGAGGGCGCAUCUGUUGGACAACACAGAGAAGCUGGAAAGGUCAUCACGGAGACUGGAGGCCGGCUACCAGAUAGCAGUGGAAACCGAGCAAGUGGGACAGGAGAUCCUUGCCAACCUGCACACUGACCGUGAGAAGAUCCAGAGAGCCAGGGAAAGACUGAGAGAAACAGACGCCAACCUGGGCAAGAGUUCUCGAAUCCUUACCGGGAUGCUGAGAAGGUAAGCAGCAGGAUCAUCCAGAAUCGCGUCCUGAUCUUCAUCCUCGGAGCCAUCAUCAUUCUCACCAUCAUCCUGGCCAUCUAUUUCAAUCUGCGAGGCCACUGAUCUCCCCCGUACACACACACACACACACACAUAUAUAUAUGACACACACACACACACACACUCCAUCCUCCCCUGACACAAAUACAAACACACACCCGUGUGAUUAAUAGCGACAAAAGCGUUGUUCUGCUGUAAUUAGGACAAAUGGUCCCCAUGAAUCACUGUUUCCAAAGCCUGACAGGGAGCUUUUUUUUUUUUUCCUUUUCCAUUUCUCCUUUUUAGUGUUUGCUCUUUUUUUCUUUCACUCUUUUAGUUUCUUUUUUCUUUUUCUUUCUCUCUGUCAGGCUCUUUCUUUCUCUCAGCUCCAGAGACGAGGGAGAGGAGGGGGGGGGGGAUACGGGGGCCACGAGGUGUUUUUAGGACGGUUCAUAUUUUUUUUUUCGUGUCGUGACCCCCAGGUGAACACAUCCUGGUCGUUUUAUCCAAACUCUUCUUUCCACGCUUCAGAACGUGAGAGCCGUUCUGCGUACGCAUGCACGCACGCAUGUUUGCACGUGUGCAUGCACGAGCCCCCGGUCCCAGGUCGCCGAUGCCGUCGAUGGACGCGCACACACACACACACACACACACACACACACACUAAAUGAUUCAGCUCUUCUUCUUCAUGUAGCCCCCACGCAGCACGGAGGACAGUGCCUUCAGAUGAGUUAUGUAUGCUGUGCACGUCCCUGCUUUACAAAGAAAAAAAAAAAAAAAAGACUCGGCAGAGCCCAAAAUAGACAAGUGGCGCUGGCUUGAAAAGAAAGGAUGCACAUGAAAUAAAAAAAAAAUUAAAAAAAAAAAAAAGGUUGAGGUCGGUUCAACUUCCGCUCCUUUAUUCAAGGUGAAACUUUUGUGCUGCGGAGAGAUUUCAAAAGUGAGUUUGAAAAGCAUCAAACAAAAGUGAUCCUCUUUAACAGAUUUUGAUUAGAAAACGAAGACAAGUUUCUUCUGACAUCUUUAACAUCCACAUUUGAGCCAAUUACACCCCCCCCCCCUCAGUCUCAUGGAAAUAUAGCAGGCGACACACUUUAUGUAUUAACAUUUACAUCACAUUUAACCCUACGAAUGAUUCAGUUACUAUUUAUUUAUAUCCAGUUAAGGUUUCUGUGCUAGAGCUGUUGUAUUUUAUGAAGUUUUUUUUCUUUUCUGAAUUAACGAAUGUUUUCUGUCCACCUUGAUUUUGUGAGACGCACGACGGGACCAGUGUGUGGAUUUCUAGUUUUUACUUUGGCGUCUUAUAUAAAGAUUUUUGUUUUGUUUCUGUUCUUCUAUAAAUGGUUCCAAACUUGUUUUAGAACUUAAGUCUUUUUGUUCUGUUCUUUCUUUCUUUCUUUUUUUUGGGAUGGGAGGUGGUGGGGGGGGGGGGGGGGGGGCGGCGAGAGGUGACACCGCCCUCCUCUCUGUGUUUACCUGAACGCUGACUGACGAUGGUGUUUGAAGACAAAAAAAAUAAUAAUAAUAAUAAUAAGUUUACCGCUGUUUAAUCCUACAGGGGGAAGCCAUUCUUUGAGGGGGGAGUGGGAGGAGGGUGUGGGGUGGGGGGGGGGGGGCUCCAUUUAAAUCUAAGAGCACAUUUGACGGUCUCUGUGAAGGUAAUAUCUCUGGAAGCCCCGUGCACACGGAGGAGCAUCGCGCCGCGUCUCUCGCUGGUCGUCGCGGCGAGGACAUUUGCUAUUCCGUUUCAGGGCCGCAGUCCUCAUUUUCUAAGAUGAAGGAGCACGGGGGGAGGAGGAGGAGGAGGAGGAGGGAGGAGGAGGAAGGGGGGAGAGGGGUCCUCCCCCCAUGGCCCGACCCCCCUCCCCUCUCGGCCACCGUCUCGCAGGCCCUCACCAGCCGCCGCCGCCGUGGCGGCUCCAUGCGUCGUCUGCUUCAAAGCCCCCCAAAUUAAUGGUCGACAAAAUAGUGCGCCUCGCACCGUCCCACGCGGGGACGACCCACCAAGACUUAUCAUUAAAGUCAGGGAAUGGUGAAAAAAAAAAAUGCUGGAAGGAAGGAAGUGAACAAGGAAGCCCGGUGGGGAGGAGGUGGGACGGGGGGGGGUGAAAGAAAUCCCUGGCAGUUUGACAAACCUCAUCUGGUAAUGACCCUCGGUGAUUGUGUUUUUUUUUUUUUUUACUCCGUCACGCACACUGUGUGUGUGUGUGGUUGCUCGUGCAGCCUACCUACCUACGUGCUGAUGUGUUCUCCUUCUCCCUCCUUCCCUCCCAUCUCUCCUGCCACCUUUUCUCCCCCCUCCUCCCCUCCCUCCCUCCCCCCCCCUCCAGCCUGUCAGAUGAGCGGAGCGGUAGCUAGCGAGCGAGCGGUGGAAGGCAGCGUGGCGGCGGCUUCUAUUUGAAGUUGUAAUGGUGUCAAAAAGUCAGGGCUGACUGACAGACGUCAGUCCCACAGGGCCUCAUUAAAAACAGACCCACUUGACAAGGAAAUAAUUGAGCGCCGGCGACAACUCGGGGGCCCCUCCGCGUUUUUAGAUGUUUUUAUUUUCUUUUCAUUAUUAGCGCCGAGCUAUUAUGUUCAUUAAGAAAUGGCAUUAAAACAAGUUUUUUUUUUUUUUUUUUUUAAAGCGGGGUGUGGGGCGGGAGGUAGGGAGGUAAAGGAGGGAGGGGCGGAGGAGGAGGUGGAAGGCAGGAUGUACAGAGGAGGGGAGAUAACGAUUUGUUUGGAGCCCCCCCGUUCUGUUUUAUUAUUUAAACGGGAGCACCGUCAUGUGAUACCUUGACAGACGUUGGCUAUCAUCUCUCCUCCCUUCUCCUUUCUUUUCAUACAUACAUAUAUAUAUAUAUAUAUAUAUUCCUCCUUUUUUUCCUCCUUUACUCAUCCCUUACUUUUCCCCCAAGCUUUUAUCUUCCCCUCCUCUGUCCGUCCCCUUCUCCACCUGCCCUUCUCCAUCCUUUUCUUUCUCUCCCUCUGAGCGACGGGUGUCAUUGGAAUAUGAACUAGAUUAUUCAUCAGAGCCCCCCACACACACACCCACUCUUCCUCCUCCUCCUCCUCCUCCUCCUCCUCCACCACAGCCGCCGCUCCCUCCAUCCCCUUCCGUUCGCUGAUUUGGCUUUCGACAAGCGUCUCGCCGCGGCAGGCUCAGGAUGAAAACUUGUCAAAAAUAGGUUAUAUCUUAUUCCAAGGGGCAACAAUAGCAGCAGGUACAGACACCUUUUAAUAUUUAAUUUAGACGGGUGUUAACCCUCCUUAAGUGACUGGAGCGGCGUCUUCCAUACAGACACCAGGAGAGAAACGUGGUGGUGGUGGAGGUGGGGGGGGCGCAGGGGGAGCAGUUAAUUAUUUGAUGUCUGAAAAGUGAUUUUAGAAGCUCCCCCCUCCUCCCGUCUUUGGGCGUCCGCGUUCGUUUUCCGCGCACGUCCUCGGGCUGGUCGUCCUGCGAGAGCUCCAGCAUCUCGGGCGGCGCCACCCUCGCUUGAUAGCGGCUCGUGAUCAGUGAUCACACGGCGGUGGGUUCGGUUUCUCUUUAUUUUAUCAGCGGGAUUUAUUUUUCCAGGGGGGGGGGAUCAUCUCUUAUAACGCCACCAUCUUUGCAUCAAGCUGGGAAGGCCGGGCUCGGCGGACGCUCUCUCGACGAGCUUCACAUGAAAGUUGUGAAAGAAGGAAGGUUCCUCGUGACGGAACCUCUGCACGAGAAAAAAAAAAAAGGCCUGAUGUUUGUCAGCCAUUUAGGACGACAAGGGGAUUGUGACAAGCGUCGUUUGAGCUGCCUGUCCCCCCGGCGUGGGGGCGGGCCUUAAACGGGAUAAACAGCGCCAGUGGUGGGAUCACAACGGGGGAGGCUUCAUCUUCAGGAGCGGCCAUGAUGCACACGUACACACAUAGUAUAUUAAAAGACACGCGGACGCACAAUGGCACCGUUUGAGAACUACAAUGAAUAUUCUUCUGUUUGAUUCCCGCACACACACACACACACACACACACACACGCACACACUGCUGCACGUAUGGCGUUUGCGCCCAUAUAAAGACUCGCUCUAGUGUGCGGCGCUUAGACGAGGAGCCAUGUUCUCCAUUUGUACACGCCACCCAUCCCGGCAGAAUGGCUUUCUUUCUCUUCACCAUCCGUCUUUUCUUUCGCCCCGUCAGUCAGACAUUUUAUUGGUGUUUGUGCUCACAAUGAAAUGACAAUGGCCCCCAUUAUGGGAGGAGGCGACGGAGGCCCCCCCACCACCUCCCCACCUCCCCGGGCAGUACAUACAUGGAUGUGCUCGUUGGUUGUGUCCCGAUCUGCUCGGCCGCUGCUUUUGGCAAAAGAGACGACGUUUAAUCGUUCGUACGCACAAAUGCUUUUGUUCAGGUCCAGAUUUUUAUCGGUUCUUCCCCUUCAUUUCGACCAGUCAGACUCUAAGCUGCUCCCAAUGCGUAAAGAUGACUUCUGUGAUCUUCUGUAUGUGUUUGUGUUGUUUAACAUCUGUGAUUAAAGCAGUUCUGAAUCUCA
Molecule: messenger RNA, 5224 nt
Organism: Mugil cephalus (flathead mullet)
Lineage: Eukaryota; Metazoa; Chordata; Actinopteri; Mugiliformes; Mugilidae
Gene: vti1a
Product: vesicle transport through interaction with t-SNAREs 1A
Exons: 9
Coding region: 120-704 (194 amino acids)
Biological process (GO): intra-Golgi vesicle-mediated transport; Golgi to vacuole transport; intracellular protein transport
Cellular component (GO): late endosome membrane; SNARE complex; ER to Golgi transport vesicle membrane
Molecular function (GO): SNARE binding; SNAP receptor activity
Source: RefSeq, a predicted model, not a curated record